CAGUAGCUUUGUGCUUGUGUUGUCUCUCCGGUCUCAAUUCUCUCUCAACUCUUUCCAUAGUCUUACUCUCCAUCUAUGACUCUCUGAGAGUCAAUUUCUUUCCAUUUUUAUGUAUAAAUACAUUUGCCUAAUUAAAUCUUUCUUCCUUCUUUUAAGAAUUCCUAUUUUCUAUACAUUAUUAAAACCCUCUACAAUUCCAAAACCCUUCUAAUCCGUUGCUCUUUACCCAACCUCUUUAUCUCAAUCUCUAUCUCUCCUUUCCUCUUACAUUCUCUUGCGGAUAUGGAGCACCAAGGCAACAGAUUCCCAUCGAGAACGAUCCCAUUUCAAGCUUCUGUUUCCCAUUCAAGAAACGCCUUUUUCCGCCACCUUAAUGAACGAACUCAAACUUCCCCACAAAACCCUUUUCAAGAUAACAUUGAAUCUUUGUUUUCUCGGCUCACUCUCUCUCGUCACAAUGGCCAACCUUCGUAUCCGGCUUCAUAUGGUGAUAUCUUUGCGGGUUCAGUUCUUGAUCGUCCGUUUGUGGGAGGCCAGCCGUUUUCGGUUCUAGACAUGGGCCAAAAUCUACGGAGGAAUGGUGUGAACGCUAUGGGGUUUCAAGAUUGUGUAAGUUAUCCAGAUACGCCUGGCUCUAAUGUUGAUUUCUCGGAUGGUUUUAUAUCUGACGUUAAUGGAUCCUCGGCUGAUUCAAGAGGAUUUUCAAACGGUUCACUGAAUGGCUUACUGUCAAAAACCCAGAAUUCUUUUAGGUCUAGUUUGUAUAAUAGGAGGCCUCAUUGGCUGCAAGAAACUUCCAACUACUUGCCUUUGGAGUAUUUGAGGGGUAGCAUUGUGAGAUUGGCAAAGGAUCAAAAUGGUUGUAGAUUAUUACAAAGCACCCUUGACAGUGUAACACAGGAAGGAAUUGAGAUGGUAUUUUUGGAGGUGAUAGACUGUGUAGGUGAGUUGAUGCUAGACCCAUUUGGGAAUUAUGUUGUACAAAAGCUUGCGGAUGUCUGUAGUGAGGAACAGAGGACUCGGAUUCUGCUAACGGUGACUAAAAGUGAAUUUCAACUUGUUAGGAUUUGUCUUAACAUGCAUGGAACUCGCGCUGUACAGAAGCUGUUGGAACGUAUUACCUCCAAACAGCAAGUCUCUGUAGUUAUGUCAGCUCUAGGCCCCGGUGCAGUUGCAUUGGCGAAGGACAUGAAUGGCCAUCAUGUAAUCAAGCAUUGCUUGGAGCAUUUCUCUGAUGAAGACAAUAAGUAUCUUCUGAAUGUGGUGGCAGAGAACUGCUUUGAAAUUGCAACAGACAAAAGUGGAUGUUGUGUACUUCAACAAUGUGUUGAAUUCUCUAAAGGAGAAGCUAGAGAACGUCUGGUGGCCGAGAUAACAGCAAAUGCAUUACAUUUGGCUGAAGAUGGAUAUGGAAAUUAUGUAGUACAGCAUUUACUUGGAUUGAGGGUCCCACAAAUCACAGCAAAUCUUCUCAGACAACUUGAAGGGAGUUACACUGCUCUUGCGUGCAACAAGUAUGGCAGCAAUGUUGUGGAAAAGUGCUUGUUUGAGUCAAGAGAGGAGCAAUCUACCCAAAUUAUUUGGGAGUUGCUCAGGAGUUCAAAUGCUUCUAUGCUCCUUGUGGAUUCUUUUGGAAACUAUGUCAUCCAGUCUGCAUUAUCAGUAUCUAAGGGACCACUACGGAGAACUUUGCUAGAACUGAUUCGAGUAAACAUUCCAAGAAUGCGCAGCAACAUUUAUGGAAAAAAGGUGCUUUCUUGGCUGUACAGGGAGAAGCUGGUAUAUUUUUAGACAUGUACAUUUUUGAGGAAGUACUUUAAUCAGAAUAAUUCUACAUUUUUAAGUGCUGGGAGUAUGAUUUUGUUGCUUUCAAUUAGCUGUUGGUGAGUUUGGUUCAUAUUGUCCUUGUAUGCUUCAGCAUAGAUUUUUAACUUGUAAUUUUGAGAUGUGGAAGGAUGUAGGAUUGGAACAAGGGGAUUAGAGAGGUGAUGGAAAAUCUGCUUCUCAUUAGGAACUAACUUGAAUUUUGUGUAUGCUUUGCUAUAGGGAAUAGAAAGGGAUGAUAAAUUGAUUUUUAACUGUA
Messenger RNA from Hevea brasiliensis (rubber tree), 2083 nucleotides. Its product is annotated as pumilio homolog 12-like. The transcript is spliced from 5 exons. Gene Ontology annotation, biological process: post-transcriptional regulation of gene expression. Gene Ontology annotation, cellular component: cytoplasm. Bases 283 to 1791 code for a protein of 502 amino acids. Lineage: Eukaryota; Viridiplantae; Streptophyta; Magnoliopsida; Malpighiales; Euphorbiaceae. The record is from RefSeq and is a predicted model, not a curated record. Gene Ontology annotation, molecular function: mRNA binding.